UGUUUUCUUAAAAUGGCAGAGAUGGAUUUAAAAACAGUCGCGUCGACGAUGGAAGCUUUGGUUCGCAUCAGUUCUAACAUGAGGAGCCUGGAGCACGAGCUGCACUGCUCCGUGUGUAAGAGCAUCGUCAAGCAGCCCGUGGUCCUGCCAUGCCAGCACAGCGUCUGCCUCAUGUGUGCCUCCGAGGUCCUGGUGGCAAGUGGCUACCCGCCUCCAGAGCUUCCCCCAGAGCCCAACUCCCCGGCCUCCACACCCAACACCCGCUCGCCCCGCCAGGCACGCCGGCCUGCGCCUAAAGCUGAGCAGCGACCCAUCGACCGCGUGCUGCGAUCAGGUCCCCACCCGCCGUCGCCCUCCAUGCCUCGGUCUCCGGGAUACGGGACGCCUGGGGGGCGUCGCCGCAAGGAGGGCCCGGCCCUGGUGAUGAUGUUCCCCUGUGUCCCCUGCGGCCGGGACGUGGAGCUGGGAGAGAAGGGUCUCACCGACUGUCUGCGCAACCUCACUUUGGAGCGUAUAGUUGAGAGGUACCGACACACAGUGAGCCUGGGCAGCGUGGCCGUGAUGUGCCAGUUCUGUAAACCUCCUCAGGCUCUGGAGGCCACCAAGGGCUGCGCAGACUGCAGGUCCAAUUUCUGCAACGAGUGCUUCAAGCUGUAUCACCCAUGGGGGACGCCGCGGGCCCAGCACGAGCACAUCCAGCCCACACUCAACUUCAGACCAAAGGUUCUGACUUGUCCGGAGCACGACCAGGAGAAGCUGCACUUCUACUGUCGGACGUGUCAGCGGCUGCUCUGUCCUCUCUGCAAACUGCGCCGCGUCCACACCGGACACAAAGUGCUCCCCGUGGUCCAGGCCUACCAAGCCCUGAAGGAGAAGAUUACAAAAGAGAUGAACUACAUUCUGUCCAACCAGGACACAGUUCUGGCUCAGAUUACCCAGCUGGAGAGCGGCAUCACCCAGACCGAGGUAAACAGCGUGUCGGCCCGAGAGCAGCUGGCUCAGAGCAUCAGGGAUCUGACCGCCGCCCUGGCUGAGCGCCACGCUUCCCUCACCCAGGCUCUGGAGACGGCCCGGCAGAAACGAGGCGAGGCGCUGUCGGCUCAAGUGGCGGAGAGGCGGGGUCUGAUGGAACACGCCGGGCUCAUGGCGUUCACCCAGGAGCUCCUGAAGGAGUCGGACCAGCCCUGCUUUGUGCAGGCUGCUCGCCAGACUCAUAACAGGUUGAGCAAAGCUAUUGAGAAUCUCCAGCAUUUCAGCCUGGCUGCUGAUCCGUCAUUCAGACACUUCCAGCUGGACGUCUCCAAAGAACUCAAACUGCUGACGGAGCUGAACUUCAUCCAGGCGCCCGUGGCUCCAGUGAUUGACACCCAGCGCACCUUGGCCUACGACCAGCUCUUUCUGUGCUGGCGGCUGCCCCAAGACUCGGCGCCGGCCUGGCACUUCUCCGUGGAGUACCGGCGCCGGGGCGUGGUGCCGGGGGGGGCGUCCCGAGGCGGGAUCAGAGGAGGGCUGUCCGCCGCCCGCUGGGGCUGGCAGCGAAUGGACGAAGUGAGCGGGACCAGCGCCGUGAUCGACAGGCUGGAGAUGGACAGCGUGUACGUGCUGCGCGUGAGAGGCUGCAACAAGGCGGGAUACGGGGAGUACAGCGAGGAGGUUUACCUGCACACCCCCCCUGCUCCAGUGCUCAACUUCUAUCUGGAUUCCCGUUGGGGUCUCCAUGCCGACCGGCUGGUGGUCAGUAAAGAGCAGCGGGGGGCUCGGAGCGUCCCCGGCCUCUCUCUGCUGCAGGCCGCUGACCAAGCCCUCACUUCCUGUCACCUGACCUCGGACCUUCUGGUCGGGGAUGUGGCGAUCACGCAGGGGCGUCACUACUGGGCGUGCUCAGUGGAGCCGGGCUCUUACUUAGUGAAGGUGGGAGUUGGUUUGGAAUCCAAACUGCAGGAGUGGUUUCACCUCCCUCAAGACAUGGCCAGUCCACGCUACGACCCGGACAGUGGUCAUGACAGCGGAGCCGAGGACGCCUUGGACUCCGCCCCCCCCUUCUGCUUCCUCACCAUGGGGAUGGGUAAGAUCUACCUGCCCCAGCACAGCUACCACCACCACAACAACCACGGCAGCGGUAACCGAGACCCCAUCACCAACGGCAACAGCCCCUCUUCACCCACGGGCCUCACCUACCCGCUGCCCCCCCGGCUGGGCGUGUGCCUUGACUUUGAGAAGGGCCGCGUCACCUUCUACGACGCCCACUCCCUGCGCCCCCUGUGGGAGGGGCACGUGGACUGCUCCGGCCCGGUGUGUCCAGCGUUCUGUUUCAUUGGGGGAGGGGCCUUGCAGCUGCAGGAGCUGGUGGCCAAUCGCAGCGCAGAUCAGACGCCGGUCAGAAGGGUGACCAUCCAACCCCGCGUGCCCACCUUAAACAACAAUUGA
Messenger RNA from Limanda limanda (common dab), 2427 nucleotides. RefSeq names its product tripartite motif containing 46b (gene trim46b). The coding region runs from base 13 to 2427 and encodes 804 amino acids. NCBI's taxonomy places the organism in Eukaryota, Metazoa, Chordata, Actinopteri, Pleuronectiformes, Pleuronectidae. The record is from RefSeq and is a predicted model, not a curated record. The transcript is spliced from 12 exons. Gene Ontology annotation, molecular function: zinc ion binding; protein binding.